Cygnus atratus (black swan) is the source of this 738-nucleotide messenger RNA. RefSeq names its product transmembrane protein 182-like. The transcript is spliced from 5 exons. Gene Ontology annotation, cellular component: membrane. Lineage: Eukaryota; Metazoa; Chordata; Aves; Anseriformes; Anatidae. The record is from RefSeq and is a predicted model, not a curated record. Bases 1 to 738 code for a protein of 245 amino acids.
AUGAAGGCUGGCAUCGCGGGGCUGGCUGCGGGCAUCCUGGGCGGCACUGGCGUGCUGCUCUUCCUCGUUGCCUUCGGGACGGAUUACUGGCUGCUGGCUUCAGAGACCUGCGGGAUGGUCCCCGAUGGAAACAGCACGCUCCAGCCCGGCGAGGCUGAAACGCCGACCGAGGCCAGGAAGGAGAUCCUCACUUUCCACCACGAGGGCUUCUUCUGGCGGUGCUGGUUCUUCGGCGAGGGCCAGCCGGAGACCAUCUGGACCUUCUGGUACACCAGCCAAGCGCACCCCAAGCACUGCAUGCACGGCUACCUGUUCCCCAUGCCUGUCACUCUGGGACCUUUCCCCCAUCCCUCCUACGACACGACCGCAGUGUACAGAGGCUUCUGGACAGCGUUCAUCAUGCUGGCUGUGGCUGGCGGCCUGGUGGGAGGCCUGCUGCUGGUGUGUGGCGUGCCCUUCGUCAGCGCCAAGUCCUACAAAGUCGGCGGUGGGUUCCUGCUGGCCUCGGGAUGCUUAUUUCUCCUGCUCAUUUUCCUCUUCGUGAUGUGGAAGGAGUUUGUGGCUGAUUUUCAGAAGUACAUUCUCCUGGAGAGGAGUGAAAAGUGCCUGGAGGAAGCGCCCGUGCACGUGUACUACGGCUGGUCCUUCAUGUUCGCUGCCGCAGGGGUGCCCCUGGUGCUGCUCUCCGGACUCCUCUUCUUUCUGGUCGGCAGAGACAUUAUGAAGUCCCUGGAGUAA